UCUACACAGUUUCCAUUUGGUUUUAGUCAUUUUAAAGUAUAUUUUACUCAAACCACCCAAGGGCCAGAUUGGACCAACCUUUAAUAUUUUAAUGUAUCUCUCUCACUCACACACGCAUUCAGGAAGUGACUAUAGGUUCACAACAACAUAUCUAUUUCCCCAUCAUGGCCAUUUGCAUCCUAGCUACAGCAAACCGGCCUUGUCUUGUCUUGUCUUCUGUUGUCUUUCACAAGAGGAAAAUGGUUCCAACGGAGGCAAUGAGUGGGGUCCAGAAUGUUCUAGAACCCAGCCAAGACAAUGGAUGGAUCAUUCACUGUUUGGCCCACACCAUGGCUGAAGAUGUAGUACACUCAGCUACAUAUUACGAGUCCUCAUCCAUCCGUCUUCCAGUUCAGGAGAGAUUGGCUGAGAAGCUAGCCUCUCUGGCCAUCAUAGCUGCCUUUAAGGAAGCAGUUGGAAGUGAGAGCUUUUGGUCCAACAUACCCUCUUCAUUCAGCACAAGAUCUUUGUCCUAUUCCAAUGCCAGCUCACCCUCAGAUAGAAGGAAGAUGGUCCUACACAGUACAAGACAAAGGGAGGUUCAUAUGGAUACAGAGAUGAGUGGAAAUGGUGAGACACAUCAAUUCAACGGGACCAUCAAGUACCAUUCCUCUGGAUCCUCCAGCUCCACUCUCCGCCCCUCCAAGGACACCCACUCCUCCGGCGAGGUCAGUUAUGAAGAGCGAGGACCCCACGGAAGGAGUGCCAAGCUGAUGACGUACGCAGAGGCGAUCUCUGAUGACAUCAUCACAUGGCUGAACAAUAACAUAACAAAUAUUGACGAUCUCUGUCUGAUAUCUGAUCAACUGUCUGAUAAAAUCAUCACGUCGUUAUUAACUGAGGUGAGGCUGAGGGGGUAUGCUGGAAGGCUGGUCUCGGAUGCAUUCUCCCCGGGUUGGAAAGAGCUAAAGAUGGCCUCAGUCCAAGACGCCCUGGUUCGACAUCCAACCACCAACUAUGCAGGAAGGCUGGUCUCCGGUGCACUCUCUCUGGCUAGAGCGGAGCUGAAGAGGGCCUCUCUCCAUGACUCCCUAUGCUGGAAGGCUGGUCUCCGGUGCACUCUCUCUGGCUAGAGCGGAGCUGAAGAGGGCCUCUCUCCAUGACUCCCUAUGCUGGAAGGCUGGUCUCCGGUGCACUCUCUCUGGCUAGAGCGGAGCUGAAGAGGGCCUCUCUCCAUGACUCCCUAUGCUGGAAGGCUGGUCUCCGGUGCACUCUCUCUGGCUAGAGCGGAGCUGAAGAGGGCCUCUCUCCAUGACUCCCUAUGCUGGAAGGCUGGUCUCCGGUGCACUCUCUCUGGCUAGAGCGGAGCUGAAGAGGGCCUCUCUCCAUGACUCCCUAUGCUGGAAGGCUGGUCUCCGGUGCACUCUCUCUGGCUAGAGCGGAGCUGAAGAGGGCCUCUCUCCAUGACUCCCUAUGCUGGAAGGCUGGUCUCCGGUGCACUCUCUCUGGCUAGAGCGGAGCUGAAGAGGGCCUCUCUCCAUGACUCCCUAUGCUGGAAGGCUGGUCUCCGGUGCACUCUCUCUGGCUAGAGCGGAGCUGAAGAGGGCCUCUCUCCAUGACUCCCUAUGCUGGAAGGCUGGUCUCCGGUGCACUCUCUCUGGCUAGAGCGGAGCUGAAGAGGGCCUCUCUCCAUGACUCCCUAUGCUGGAAGGCUGGUCUCCGGUGCACUCUCUCUGGCUAGAGCGGAGCUGAAGAGGGCCUCUCUCCAUGACUCCCUAUGCUGGAAGGCUGGUCUCCGGUGCACUCUCUCUGGCUAGAGCGGAGCUGAAGAGGGCCUCUCUCCAUGACUCCCUAUGCUGGAAGGCUGGUCUCCGGUGCACUCUCUCUGGCUAGAGCGGAGCUGAAGAGGGCCUCUCUCCAUGACUCCCUAUGCUGGAAGGCUGGUCUCCGGUGCACUCUCUCUGGCUAGAGCGGAGCUGAAGAGGGCCUCUCUCCAUGACUCCCUAUGCUGGAAGGCUGGUCUCCGGUGCACUCUCUCUGGCUAGAGCGGAGCUGAAGAGGGCCUCUCUCCAUGACUCCCUAUGCUGGAAGGCUGGUCUCCGGUGCACUCUCUCUGGCUAGAGCGGAGCUGAAGAGGGCCUCUCUCCAUGACUCCCUGGUUCUCCAACAGGAGCAGAAGGGGAGAGGGGAACCAAGUCCAAUGGACAAAAGUUGACCUAACCACAUCACUGUCUAUCCAUAUCCCUGUCUAACCACUCCCAGCCAGUCAUCCGGCAUCCAGCUUGGUUCACCCAAACCCUAUGAGUUGAAUUCAGAUCGGACCCCAACAUGACAGCCCACUCUUCAUCCCACUCUUCAUCCCAGUCACUCCGCUGCUGAGUGCUUGACCUAAGCUGUGGUGAGGUGUUGUGACAUAAGAUACAUUUUAGACUACAAAUGCCAUGAUCGUAUGCUAUCCAUUUGUUUGUCUUUUUGUAUGUUCUUUGUAUGCCAUUUUUUUAAAUAUUUGAGUUAACCAAUGAUAUUAGGCCAUACUUGGCCAUGAU
This is a messenger RNA of Salmo salar (Atlantic salmon), 2525 nucleotides long. RefSeq lists its product as uncharacterized. The record is from RefSeq and is a predicted model, not a curated record. NCBI's taxonomy places the organism in Eukaryota, Metazoa, Chordata, Actinopteri, Salmoniformes, Salmonidae.